UACAAGUCCCUGUGUGUAAAAUUUACUCUAUAAAUACACCUGUGACGCGUCAUGGUCUAGCGAUUUUAAAGUUGACAAAACUUCUAAAGGACGCCGACUUUUAUCGUAAACACGAACUUUUACGGUAGUAUGAUAAACGCAUUAUUACUAUAAAGUCCGCAAAAUUAGUAUUGGAAACAGUAUUACAGUGAAUAGGCGGAGUUAGUAUCGAGAUCUCUGGACUGUUGUUGUACAUAUUAGAUAAGAUAAAAGCGCAUGUCAUUUUGUAUUUUGUCAACUGUAUUUGAAUUGUGUACUACAGUGUAUGCUCUUAAACUUUUACCUAUCGGAAUUUUGAUUGAUUUAUUGACGUUUAAAAAAAAAUUGACAAAUAUUUCAUAGUUAUUGGAAUUAUGGAUUAAAUGAGUUAAAUUUAAGUGACAGGAUUUGAAAUAAAACAAUGGGUGCUUGUUUAGGUGUGCAAAAUGCACAAUUUGUGAUUUAUGUAAAGACUGGAGAUAAGAAGCAUGCUGGUACAGAUGCUAAUGUAAAGAUUAAACUGCAUGAUAAAAAUGGGAAUAACACUGAUGAUUUAGUUUUAGAUAAUUUCUUUCGUAAUGAUUUUGAAAGUGGUCAGUUGGAUGUUUUUCCUAUUAAAGAUUUGAAAAUAAAAAAUUUUGAUGGGCAUGUUUGUCGGGUGGAAUUUUGGCGAGACAAUGCUGGACUAGGUGCCGACUGGUAUGUGGAUAAAAUUGUUGUUGAAAAUAGAAAAACGAAUGACAUAUACAUAUUUCCGGUCUUCCGGUGGAUUAGACCAGAUUAUCAUUAUCUUAUUGAACACUUAGAUACGUCGCUACCCCAGUGCGAUCCUCAUCCGGAUCAGAGAAAAGAGGAGCUUGAAGCAAAACGCGAGGUGUAUCAGACGGCUCAGAAAGUUCCAAACGG
This is a messenger RNA of Ruditapes philippinarum (Manila clam), 924 nucleotides long. Its product is annotated as allene oxide synthase-lipoxygenase protein-like. The record is from RefSeq and is a predicted model, not a curated record. Gene Ontology annotation, molecular function: protein binding. Lineage: Eukaryota; Metazoa; Mollusca; Bivalvia; Venerida; Veneridae.